Stylonychia lemnae is the source of this 624-nucleotide messenger RNA. NCBI's taxonomy places the organism in Eukaryota, Ciliophora, Spirotrichea, Sporadotrichida, Oxytrichidae. The record is from the annotation of a GenBank genome assembly.
AUGGCUUAAAACUCAGUACUCGUUGAGAGUAAUAGUUCUCCUUUUAGAAGGCCAGGUGCCUUGUGUGUCAGCUGUUCAAGCAAAAAGGAGUUGAAAGCAGCCAUGUAUAGAGCCUUUCGAAAGAAGUAUUAGUUUAUUAUUGAUCUUAAAAACGUGUAAGAAGAGCAAAAUAAAAUCAAAGUGAGGGAGGAGGACUAAGAAAGCUCAGAUAGCUUUCGAUCUAUAGACUUUAAAGAAAGAAAUAAACAAAAACUAGCUAUAAGUUUAAUGGGGAAUAAAUACAGGUAUAAGAGUAAAGUUGAAGGGAUAAAUGAUUUGUACAGCUCUAAGGAUUUUGUAAAUAUAAAUUAGUCAGCGAUUACUAUUUUACCUGAAAUUGAUUAGAAGUUUAAGAGAGAAUUCAAUGAUUAUGACUCAGCAAUAAAGGACAUUAAGAAUUGUGGGAAGUAUAAUGGUAAGAAGCUAAGAGCUGCCUAAGCUGAAAAUAUAAUGAUUAGAAAGCGCAAUCAUGAGUUUUUCUAAGAGUUAAACACUAUGUCUCUCGGACUUAUAAAGAAGAAAUUCGAUUAUUCGAGAGCAAUUAAGAGAAAUUAUAAGAAUAAUAGUUAAGCCUAAUAAGUUUGA